This is a messenger RNA of Lethenteron reissneri (Far Eastern brook lamprey), 7760 nucleotides long. RefSeq names its product tubby-related protein 3-like. Gene Ontology annotation, biological process: protein localization to cilium. NCBI's taxonomy places the organism in Eukaryota, Metazoa, Chordata, Hyperoartia, Petromyzontiformes, Petromyzontidae. The record is from RefSeq and is a predicted model, not a curated record. Gene Ontology annotation, cellular component: cilium.
UGUACCAACAAGAUCCUCAGCCAACGUGGAGAGGGGGGGGGAGCAAGGGAUGGUAGGAAGCGGUGGGGGGAGCGGUGGUUCUUUUUUUUCCUGCGGUCCCCGUCACCCGCUCUGCUCGCGAGAUAAUGGUACCGUCCAUCAAUUGUGCAGCUACGUGAAAUUCAUUCGGGGGCCAAAUUUAUUUUACCGGGGGUGAGACGACGCUCGGCUUCGUGUCCUUUACAAUGCGCCCUCGUACGCGAGAAGGACGCGGGUGCAAUCUGUGACCGUGCACAAAAUGGUUCGCUUCAUUCCUUCGGGUACAGCUAUUAUUUUUGCUUGUUUAAAUUGAAACGAUACGUGAAGAGCCAAUUAUAAUUUUUAAUUCGUCGCGAAUUCAUUCAUCGGGCAAAUGGACAGCCUUGGGGCCGGACGCAAUCUGGCCUACAGUCGGUGGACCUACAACAGCGUCAUAGACGACGACAGUACCACCAGUGUACAAUCUCAGCGUCUCGACAAGAAGCGCGCUCUGCUCGAGCAUGCCCAGCGCAGGCGUCGUCACGACAUGGUCACGGUGCAAUCGACGGCCGACGCCAAGGCACCCGGCGGGAGUCGCGGCGUCGCGAGGGGCGCCCGUCGGCCGCAGCACCCCGAGGAGCAGGCACCGCUCGUCGACAUCGUGAGCCAGCCGGCCGCAGGAGGCAUCCCCUCGUGUGGAGAGGAGGAGGCGGCGCCACUGACCAGCCGUGUGCAGGUGCUGACCCUGCGGGAGUGUCCGGCGCUGGGGUCCGUCCUGGAGCCCGGCUCGCAGAGCGACGUGCGCUCCCCGCAUCACAACCCGGAGCUGCGGGACGCCCUCGCGCAUCGCGGCCUGACGGGGAGCCUGAGUUUCGAGGAGGGCCAGGAGGGCUUCGAGGAGGAGGGCAGUGCCGACGAUCCGGCCGAGAGUCUCCUCGCCCCGCCGACGUCGUCCCACGCGCACGGAGGGGUCGCGCGCGACGGCAAGGAGGACGGGGCGUCCUGCGGGGUCCGCGGCGGCGACGGGAGCCCCGGCGGGGGGUUCUCGCCCCCGCUGGCGGUGGGGGACCUCGAGGCGUUCGCUCUGCGCCCGGCGCCCCAGGGUGGACCCGUCAAGUGCCGCAUCACGCGCGACAAGAAGGGCAUGGACCGCGGGAUGUUCCCCACCUACUUCCUGCACAUGGAUCGCGACGACGGCAAAAAGGUGUUUUUGCUGGCUGGUCGGAAGCGGAAAAAAAGUAAAACUUCUAAUUAUCUGCUGUCCACGGACCCUACCAAUCUGUCCCGCGAAGGGGAGAGUUACAUCGGCAAGCUCAGGUCCAACGUCAUGGGCACCAGGUUCACAGUCUACGACAACGGGAUCAAGCCAGACCGCACUGGCAUCCUCGGCGAUGGAUCCAACCUGCGGCAAGAGCUUGCUGCCGUAUGCUACGAGACCAAUGUACUGGGAUUCAAGGGACCGAGGAAAAUGACGGUGAUCAUCCCUGGAAUGAACCGGAGUCACGAGCGCGUUCCAAUCAAGCCCAGAAACGAGCACGAGACCCUGGUGUCGCGCUGGCACAACAAGAACACGGAGCACACGGUGGAGCUGCACAACAAGGCGCCCGUGUGGAACGACGACACGCAGUCCUACGUGCUCAACUUUCACGGCCGCGUCACCCAGGCCUCCGUCAAGAACUUCCAGAUCGUGCACUACAACGACCCGGAGUACAUCAUCAUGCAGUUUGGCCGCGUCGCCGAGGACAUCUUCACCAUGGACUACAGCUACCCGUUGUGCGCCCUGCAAGCGUUCUCCAUCGCCCUCUCGAGCUUCGACGGCAAGCUGGCCUGCGAGUGAAAGCCAUCCACGGCCACUCGACCAGACGUCGCCUACGAGGCGGUCGAGCAGCGUGGACCCCGGCACGUAUGCGUAACCGCCGAUUCGGGGUCGCGACGCUCGCGGCUAAGUUUGGGCCCCCGUUCGGUGUGUGGUUCCCUGUGUGCGACGUGAGCGAAAGGCGUUGGGAGGGAAAAAUAACAACAACAACAAAAACUCGUUGUUUUUUUUUAGGAACCCCCGUGGGUCGUAAAGCCGCCGUGAGGGCGUUUACAUUGGGCUGGAAAGACACAGGCCAAAGUAACCUUUUUGAAAAAGUCACUCAUUUAUAAAUACGAGUUUUUUUUCUUCUUCUGAACGUCCAAUGGCAAUUUAUGAAAAAUCAUUAAAAAACAAAAACGCACGCUGGUCAAGUUCGUUUUCUCGUCACGUGGAGGUGGCGACUCCACGCUAUUUGUUGAAAACAAAAGCCAGCGAUCAAGCAUUAGAGGGAAAUAAGCAAACAGUAAAGAUUUGAAAAGUAAAAAAAUAUCGCUAAUAUGCACCCUUAAAAAAAGCCACUGUGUAACAUAAAUGCAAUAAAGCCACCCUAUAUGACAAAUAUUAAAAGCACGAUGUUUACAGUUAAAUGAUUAUAUUUAAUCUAUACAAAACUAUACAUUAAAAUAGACAAAAACAUGAUGGAAAACGAGGUUAUUAAUACAAUUUAAAUGUAAAAUAAUAUAUUAAAAAUGCUCUUCGCCUAUUUUCUUCCAAAGUAAACAUUGAUAUUACAGGUGAAAACAUUGCAUUUCCCUUAACUUGUAACUUUAUAAAAGGCAACAUCAUCGAUUGUGGCAAAUUUAAUGACCUUGGUAUUAAUUGAACAGAUCACGGGUUACGUACGGAAAAAACUGAAUCGUAUUAUUAUAUUUCCCCCAGUAUAUUUAACACAUUUUGAGCUUGGCUUUUACUUUCGAGACGCAAUGAGAAUAAUUUGGGCCACUCGUAGAAUUAUAGUCCAGCGCUUGUUGACUGAGCAAAUUGUGUUUUAAUUGAUAUGGCAACUCUUUUGUUACAUAAUAGCUACCUCUGAAAUCCCUUAAAAUGACCUCUGGUCAGCACGGUAGGGGGUAGCACUUACCCGCCCGGCCGCUGAGAGUGAUGAUCAUUUCAUGACAGUGAAACCAUUGUUUGAAAUUCUCAGAUCCCGGAAAUUUAUAGGCAAAUUAAGUGCAGAGGUUAUUAUUGUGCAGUCAUUUGUGACCGAGCUGAGACCAUGAACUCACUCCACCUUGAACCUCUGUGUCAUAUAAUCAUCGUGAACAAUAUUGGCCAAUAUUCAUAUUCUUAGGUUUUUUCGGUAAAGUCACCUAGGUAAAAAAAAUUUAAUUAAUAAAAGUAAAAUAAAAAUAAAAUAAAAAUCACGAUGUUUCGGAGGCAACACAAGCUUCCGUCUUCAGGUGGAACCGUCAUAGCACGACUGCUGCAUCAAGUAAGAGAAAUUCCAAGAAAACAGUCCUUGUAUGUAUACUGGUUGAGGGUGGGAGGAGCCAUUGUGAGGUUCGGUGCGGCUGAAACACGCUGCAAGGAAUGAGCCUUUGUUAUGUAGACUGGUUGAAAUGGGAGGUUCCAAGAGUUGUUCAGGUGCUGCUGAUGUAAAGCUUCAAAUGUAGAAAUAUUGGCCAAACAGACAGAAACAGAAGCAUUUCUCCACAAUUAUGGCUGUCAUCUGACGAGGCUGGUUGUAAUUGCCGGCGAAAUGUCGAAUUGUGAAUGUUGUGGGUUUACUGUCCGACAUACCGGUGUGCUGAACUAGUAACUAAUUGGUACGUUUUGUUUACGUGACAAACCUUAACAAUUACGGCUAAGAUUGGUCGUGUAAGCCUACCACGUGUUAAACGGAAGAAGAAAUACUUUCCCGUGCGGCUAGAUGAAUGUUUUUCAGAAGAUUGUCAAAAUAAGAAAACCGUGAAAUGUAAAUUCGUCCAAAUCUAAAAGCAAUUAUACAUCCACAUACACUUUUCAAGCGUAGCUCAAUUAAAUCUUUGCAAGCAAUUAAUCUUUGCAAAUGUCAAGCAUGGUAUAGACGCCAGUGUUGAACAACAGCUUUACGGAUGUAAAUUAUCUAGCGAUAGUGUUAAUAUCCAACUGCGUUAGAUUUUGUACCUCACCGAAAAAUAUUUUCAUCAGCAGUUGUAAAAAUGCCACAUUCACAGUUAACAUCAUUACAUUUAAAUAUCCCGAUGUUUUUUUCACUUUCUCAAAGGCUCGGAUUAGCAGGGCAAAUGACAAAAAAACCGGAGAUGAUUUCCAAAGGAAAGAUUCAUUUUUGUAAUUCCUUUAAUUCCUGGCAUUGUCAGAAUUUUAAGCAUAUUUUUCAAACAGAGCGAUGGGGGGGGGGGGGGGGUGGAAAAACGAUCAAAACGCGACAAAGCUGUGAAUUUGUGUCACGCAUCAGCGAGAACCUUGCACACACAAACGGUGUGCACCCCAAACUUCGAAAAAAAAACAUGGAGCUAUUCUUUUGAAAAUAAACUUGCAACAGUUACUUUGCCCUGUGGCUCAGGCAAGCCACGUGAUCCCUGCACUGAUGCGACGUGGUUUUAAUUGAGUGUUAUCGGCCAAAACUACAUCGUCUUAUGGUUUUGGCCCGACCCCAGACUCAGCAUUACUGUAAUUACUCAAGUUUGUCCAGCUUUCCACAUUAGUCGUGACACACAGCCAUCUGCCAGUAGUUAACGCAUAAUGACAGAUGUUGUAUUUAAGUUCAUUGUAUUAAGAGUAAUAUUUUUGUUCUGCUUAUUAGAUAUAUAAAUAUGAAGGUCAGUAUGGAGAGUAUUUCCCCAUAACUGCACAACCACGUUUAUUAAGCCAAUAGCCAGUGACGGUUGGAGAGAGCCCCCUGGUUAACUCAGCGACCUAAGUUAAAUUCCCGGCCAUGGCUUAACAUAAGUGGCGAGUGAAUUUCCAAUUGGUUCGAAGCUGGCACCCCCUGCACCAGCCCGCACUAACCAGCCUGGUGAAGUAUGGUCAAAGCAACACCUACAGUGUGGGGAAGCCAGGUCUGUACGUUCCCAAGUUGCUCGUCGCGAUGCCUGAGCAAAACGACCAUCCGUCUGAGAAAGCCUGACAUUUCCAUUCAAACUACAGCUCUAAGCCAAAUCGUUUAUGAAUCCCCUAACAGACGAGCAAAUACAAAUGACCACACCGGUAUCGUGCACUUCGCCAUCAAAAGACUUCUUACUCGUUUAAAACAUUACUCCGAAGCCAGCGGAAUGAGCAAGGCGGUCGAAGGCCCGGUCAAUGCUCGAGCAAUCAUUCGUGCCACCAAGCCGUUCCCAAAAAUCCUUUUUUUUAAAACGUAAUUCCCAAAAAGUGAUUGCCUGGACAUCUCUAAUUGCAACCAAGUUGUACAUCUUCUUGCGAAUGAAUAGCAAGCAAUCAUUGGCGUGGCUUUCACUCUGCCCCCCCCCGCCGCCCAGCGCGAUAAACAUCUCGCACGCGAGCCCUCGCUUUGCUCUCGUUAGCGCCACGAAAAUUAGAUGUUCCGGCGAUGCCCCCUUAGGCCACGGCUGCACAGUCAAAGCACAAUUUUGUACUCCAUUGCCCGCAGCUGCACAACUUUGCACCGGUGGCACACGAUUGUCCAACGGAUGGAAACGCUGGGACUAAGUUGUUAGCGGUGUUGCUUCCUCCCGGAGGUGCCAGUCCAGCUGGAGUUAAAACCGCUGAUUAAUCUGCAGCAUUGUAGUAACUAGGGUACCGUAAAUAGUAUCAAAGCCAGGGUCGUCUCACUGCCUUGCUUGGCUUCUCCGUGUGGCAGAGGUCGCAAACGGGUUUUGAUUCCUUACCCGUACCCGUACCUGGCCGCACCAGGGUCGCAAACGGGUACCCGUACCUGUACCCGGCCGUACCCGUACCCGGCCGUACCCGUACCCGGCCAUACCCGUACCCGGCCGUACCCGUACCCUACCCGUACCCGGCUGGGUACGGGUAGGGUACGGGUAUUGGGUACCUGAUUGCGACCUCUGGGAUGAAGCCAUGUUGAAGGCACGGGUGGGUUGAUUCUAGCAACUUGAAUCGUGAGAAGAGACAAGACGUUGGGAAAUGAGUGACAAACGGUUACUCACCAGUGACUCACGGCCUACCCGUACCCGGCCGCACCAGGGUCGCAAACGGGUACCCGUACCCGGCCGGGUACGGGUAGCCGGGUAUCGGGUAGGGUACGGGUAUCGGGUACCCGGUUGUGACCUCUGCCGUGUGGUGUGCCCCCGCCGUUUUGAACACAGGCCAUCGUUAUAUUUACAGCAGCAGCAGCGUUCAAUCGACAGCGACUUUGAGGCAGGUGACACUUUAUAGAGGCCCCCACGGUCUCUCGGGUGGCUUUCAAGUUACCAACGAACUCGGUGGCUCCGAGCGCCGUUCCACGUCCGCGGAAACGUCGAACGCACUUCGGCGUCGCAGUGGGGGGGCCAGCAAGAAAGCUAAAUUCCUGUAAGGCGCCGUGGGAGUGUUGUUGAGGCGUGUGUCGGGGUGGUGGUCCGUGUUGCCACAUGUUUCGUUUCACCUGUGCGCUAAAUGGGUGUUGUUGUAACGGGUGAUCCGUCGAUGGUGCCCGGCGGUAAUGAAUUGCGUCGUGCUGGGUUUUCUUUAAACAACAACAAAAACGUUGAAUAACUUAUGGUUUUACAAAGAUGUUAAUUGUUUCUCUUCGUCAGCCAACUGCAGUACUGGCUCAACGUGUGUACUCGACGCAUUUGUUAUUUUGUUUUCCUGUUGCGUCCCAGUCGUGACAGCAAGUGGGGUAGAAUCCACUACGAUUCGCUGAUUUUCUGACGUUGAACCCAUUCGCUGCAUCCUAAAACGCUUUUUGUUUCGACAAAAUACAAAUGACGCGUUGCUGUUUCAUUCCGUCGGCGAGUAGGAUACGCUUUUUAAUGGCCGAUUGCAUUCCCUCGUUUUUCGCGAACCCGUCUAUCAUCCGCGAUGUUGGCCAUCCGCGAAUCGCAUCUGGAAUGCUACGCGACUGCGUCGAGAGAGAGCGAAAGUGAUGAGAGAUAAAGCGAUAAGAGAGAAUGUGAUGAGAUAAAGUGAUGAGAUAAAGUGAUGAGAUAAAGGUAUGAGAUAAAGUAAUGAGAAUGCGACGAGUUAAAGUGAUGAAAAGAUGCAAUGAUGAAAGAUAAAGCUUAGUUAUGUAUUUAUUUAAGGUAAUUCGUUUAAAAGGUUUUCAUUGGCCAUUAUCAUUAUCCGCCAAAUUUGCUAUUCAUGAGCAUUUCCGGAACGUGUCCCUCGUCGCGAAAAACGAGGGAAACCUCGUCGGCAUUUGUAGUCGUCUUGUCAAUUUUUCCCAAGCGACGUUCCAUUGAACAAACGACACCUGUUUGAACAAAAGAAGUCCAUUCGCAAAAAAAAAACCACCCGUAACUGCAAGGCGCCAAACAUCCGUUCCGUGCAAACGGUACGUUUCGUACGGAAUGACGACAAUUGUGAGUUUUUUUUGUAACGAGUGGUGGCUGCCCGUGGCAUUCUGGGUCUUCGUCGGAAAGUAGCACGUUGUGUGCCCCACGAUUUGCACGUGAUUCAAAACGUUCUGUGUCAACGCGUUCGGUGGCAUUAAUUAAUACACACCGCUUGCGUGCGACGCUUCAUUUUAUACCUGCCGAGGUUGCUCGUGGUGAUUGCUCGAAGUACGGCCAAUUCACGCGAUCGUGUCUACUUGGCGUGGCUUCUGACACAGUGACCCUAACGAUGUUGAUUAGGUGACACUCGAUGCGACGGCAGUGAUUUUGCCGAUCGUCGCGAUGGUUUAUUGGUUAAAAUUGGCACUCGCUUGUGUAUACAUUCCACUAAAUUGGGUGGAUUGACCCCAGCAGUACGUUAUGUUGUUCACUUCCUAGAUGUACGUGACUUUGUGAAUAAAUCGUGCUUGCUUACAACUCCAAAACGCACGGCCUUGUUCCUUUUA